AUUCACACCACUAACACAGCAGCCUCAUACCCCAGUACAACUUUCGUUGCAUGUCAUAAAUAUAUCUUCCGCCAUGCCUGAGGACGACAAAUACGACGUCCUCGAGAAGAUUGGACAUGGCUCCUUUGGCGUCAUUCGCAAGGUCAAACGGAAGUCUGAUGGAUAUAUUCUCUGCCGGAAGGAAAUUAGUUACUCCAAGAUGUCGCAGAAGGAGCGCGAGCAACUCCAGGCAGAGUUAUCCAUCCUAAAGGAGCUUCGACACCCCAAUAUCGUCGCCUACUUUGAGCGCGACCACAUCAAGGCUUCGCAGGAUCUUCAUCUUUAUAUGGAGUACUGCGGAAAUGGCGAUCUAGGACGAGUCAUCCGAGACUUGAAGAGCAAGAACCAGCUCGCCGAAGAGGAAUUCGUCUGGAGUAUCUUCUCCCAGAUCGUCAGCGCAUUGUACCGCUGCCAUUAUGGAGAAGAUCCUCCUGCAGCCGGACGCAAUGUUAUGGGCCUCGGUGCAAAUGCGAAACCGCGAGGGAAUGGCAAGCCCAUGAUCCUGCACCGCGACUUGAAGCCCGAGAACAUCUUUCUCGGUGACGACAACUCCGUAAAGCUCGGCGACUUCGGCCUCUCCAAGAUCCUCCAGUCCCACGACUUCGCCUCAACCUACGUCGGGACCCCCUUCUACAUGUCCCCUGAGAUCUGCAAGGCCGAGCAAUACACUCUCCACUCCGACAUCUGGGCUCUGGGCUGCAUUAUCUAUGAAAUGUGCGCAAAGCAGCCGCCUUUCAACGCAAAGACGCACUUCGAGCUUAUUCAGAAGAUCAAGCUCGGAAGAUACUCCCCGCUCCCAGCUUGCUACUCCCCUGAGCUCGCUAAGGUGGUUGCCAGCUGCCUUCAGACAAACCCCAACAACCGCCCAGAUACCGCACAUCUAUUAAACCUCCCCGUCGUCAAGUUGAUGCGCAAGGAGCAGGAGGUGGUGAGGCUUGGUCAGGAAUUAAAGGAGCAGAAGCAGGCUGCAGCCCGCAUGAUCAAAGAGGCAGAAGAGAAGGUCGCGCGAGCGGACGCACACAUCGCCAACAUGCGCAAAGAGAUAGACAACCAGCUGCGACGCGAAUGGGAACUCAAGGCCCGGUUAGAGAUUGACCGGCAGGUUGCGCUGGAGCUGGAGAAGCUUCGACAGAAGUUCGAGGCUGAGGUUACGAAACGGGUCGAUGCUGCUCUCGAAAAGCAUCCUGCACGCCUCAGCACAUCACCGAAGCUGGCUCCUCGCUCAAACACACCAACCAUGCCCGCGGAGCAACAAGUCCUCUUCCCAACAGAACCAUUGGAAAUGGCCAUCAACGCUUCGACAAGCACAUUAGGCACCGCAUCCGACUUCGCCAGCGGCACCGAUAUUUCCUCGCUAUCUAUAGAAGACUCCGAAGAACCCACACAGCCCGUGCCAAAGAAGAGGUCAGCUCGCGCUCCUCUAUCACGAGCACGAACCAUGUUCACCGGCCCGGUAGCUGCCCAGCCUCCCCCAUCACCCAUGGACAUCCAAAUGGUAGAUCCCAGUCCCGCUCCCGCAUCUAUUGCCUCCCUCUCACUCUCCCCCCGUCGGCACGCUGCAAACCGCAGCAACAUCUUCGCCGCCGCCGCCGCCAAAGACAGCGCAAAGAAAUGGGAAGCAGAAGCCCCACCUUCCCCUAUAGAAGAUGACUGGAACGGCGACUUCGACGACGACGACAUCCCCGCCCUCCCAUCACCCACUCGCGCGCGCAGCGCCUCAGGCGCUCGCAAUGGAAACGAAGACCCCUUCAAAGUCCUCGCAGCCGGCCAACGGCCAAUCUUAAAGCCAAACCAACGUCUCGCCAGCGCCCCGAGCCUCUCUGCCCCAGGCCAGAAAACGCGUCCACAAAGUACCGUCCCCAUCGUCGCGACAUCUCCCAGCCGCACUAGAACAAAACCUAUAGCCAUAGACAGCGGGAGCCCCACCCGCAAACCCGCAGCCACGAAAAUUACUACGGAGGGUGGUCUCAAAUCCAAGAAAGGAAACGAACAGAUCCGCAUCCAAGCCAUCCGCAACAAUGGUAUCCAGGGCCGCACACUCGUUGAACUUCAGCAAGCGCGCGGGAUCCCGGUACAAGCGAUGAGUGAGGAUGAGGGGAAGCGCGGGUCCAGGUCGAAGACAAAGAGUCCGGUGAAGCUAGGAGCUAGAAGUGCGAAUGAACCUGCGAUCUGGGAUCCUGAGACGGAGUUUGAUAUGCCGAGUCCGUUCAUUGUGAGGUCGAAGAGGAUGGUUAAAUAGGAUGGUGAGCUGGGAGGUGAAAGGAGAGGGUUGGAAUAUGAGGUUUGGAUAUGAUGUUGACGAUGUGGGGUUUAGGUUUGGGGUACGGAAUCGAAAUCCAGGGGAGGGGGGUUGUACGAACGGCGUCGAGGCGCUAUUGAUUGGUAUCUGGGUGUGCGGUGCGAUGACAUAUCCCGUUGCGUCCUACCCAGUCCUAUCCUGUCCUGUCUAUUCAUCUCUUCCAUUUGUUGUUAUUCACAUCACAUUUCUCCAGCCUUCAUUGGCGGCAUCUUUGCAUCUUAGGCGAAAAUCUUUUCUUUUUCUAGAUACGGGCGUUCACUUUGGAUCGAUGACGGGGAUGAGGGGUUGGGUUGGACAAAUGUAU
Lindgomyces ingoldianus is the source of this 2642-nucleotide messenger RNA. Its product is annotated as kinase-like protein. Gene Ontology annotation, molecular function: protein kinase activity; ATP binding. Lineage: Eukaryota; Fungi; Ascomycota; Dothideomycetes; Pleosporales; Lindgomycetaceae. The transcript is spliced from 4 exons. Gene Ontology annotation, biological process: protein phosphorylation. The record is from RefSeq and is a predicted model, not a curated record. The coding region runs from base 74 to 2278 and encodes 734 amino acids.